CCUCUCUCCCCCCCUCCCUCCAGAUACAUGUACUGGACUGACUGGGGCGACAGACCACGCAUCGAACGAGCUUCCAUGGACGGCAAAGAUCGCACCGUUCUUCACUCCACGAAUGUGGUGUGGCCGAACGCUCUAACAAUAGACUACACCACACAAACCCUCUACUGGAUCGAUGCUAAACUAGACUACAUCGAAUCUUCUUUCCGCGACGGAACCCAACGCCAGGUGCUGUAUCGAGAAAUCAACGUUCAUUUUCGUCCGUUCGGGCUGACGUUCUUCAGAGACAAACUAUACAUGGCAGACAUAGACGCCAGGGAAGUUAGGUCGUUUCUCGUGAAGAGCAACAGGUCGGAGCUGUUGACGAUCUAUUCCGAUAGUUUGGAACCAAUGUCUGUGGUUGCGGUGGAUGAGACAAGACAACCGUAUGUGCGUGUGGAGUGUCUACCAAAAGCUGGAAAUUUCUCUUGUGCCUGUGAAAAUAUCACCACCAUACCAGUGACAAAUCCGUGUGAAGUCGACAAUGGAGGCUGCGAGUACAUGUGUCUUCUGGGUACCCCCGACAUAGGGUCUUACUCGUGUGCAUGCCCCACUGGCCACCGACUGCACCCCGAUGGAAAGUCAUGUCUUGGACUGGACACGUUCCUAGUUCUGGUCGACAGGUCCGAUAUAUACAAGGUAUCACUGGACGUCCCUCAUCCGGUCAACGUGAGAUUUCCUCUCGCCGGAGUCGAGAUUCUGUCCGCCGUGGCGUGGGACAGCCGUGACGACACGUUGUACUUUGCCGAUUUGAACCGACGAACAAUCGGCGCCGUCAAAUUCAACGGAAGCAAAAAGAGAGUAAUAGUCGACAGCCACACUCUGAAGGCUCCGGUCGGUCUGGCAUUGGACUGGCUUCACGACAGGCUGUAUUGGACGGACUCGGAACGGGACCUGAUCGAGAGCUGCGACCUGGACGGGGGGCGACGGGCAAUCAUUGUUGAUAGCGGCCUAGACCGACCAAGAGAUGUGGCCGUGGAUCCUGAAAGAGGACUAAUGUUCUGGUCUGACUGGAGUGACAGAAGGCCUCGUAUCAUGAGAGCUGCACUCGACGGCACCUCAAAAUUCCAGCUCGUCACAGAGCUAAUAGACACGCCCAACGGCGUUGCCCUUGACUACCAGAACCAGAUAGUGUACUGGGUUGACGGGGUGACUGACACUAUCGAGAUGGUUCAUUACAAUGGCAGCAACCGUGUAACGCUGUUAGACUUCAACCUCGACUAUCAUCCGUCUGGACUGGAUUUCUACGCCGGGCGGCUCUAUUUGACGAAUUGGAGGGAACAUAACCUCAUGGGGGUCAAUGUCAAUGCAACAAAUUUGGGGGAACCAGAAGUAAUGGUCAGAGAGUUGAUCCAGUCCAACGAGAUGUCACCGUUUUCCACAGGAACAGAAAUCAUGAUGCUUAUACUCCAUGUAAACGUAACAACGGCGAUUGCAGCGAUAUUUGUGUGUCGAGGGCUAGGAUCUCAAGUGGUGAAGUUAAAGCUGGUUGUCUCUGUGAAGUAGGGUUUCCUCUUUUGGAAGAUGGGAAGACCUGUGCUACUGAAAUCAAUACAACCAUGCUGUUUCCGACUGCCAAUGCCAUCCAUUUCAUAUCACAAGAUGUCGAUGAUUAUACAGCAGACGUUGUGGUGCCGGUUGACGUAGCCGCACAGACUAUCACGUCCGUUGCCAUGGAUCCUAUCAACGGAGUCAUCUACUACGCCACUCUGGACACUUUCGGAAUACACAGAGUCAAUUUGACAGGUGAAAAUCAAACCUCCAUUCUAGACGAACACCCAACAGCUAUUACCUCUCUGGAAGUCGACUAUGCAACUCAGAACGUCUAUUUCGUCGAUUCUUACGAGAAUAGGUUGGAAGUGGCCAGCACUGACGGUCGCAGAAGGAGGGUUCUUCAUGACGGACUUGUUAGUCCGACUGGCCUGGCAUUGGACCCCGUAUCACUGACGAUGUUUUACAUCGAUACUGGCGACAUAGAUAGAGAAGAGUCUCCUAAGAUAUACUCUGCUGCCAUGGACGGCUCUUCCCCCGAAGCCAUAGUAACAGGCCACCCACUCAACCACCCGUUGUACAUCGCCGUUGACAAUGGCGACGGAGUGGACGGUCUGAUAUACUGGACCGAUGUAGGGACUAACAUGGUUUACUGUGCCUCUUUGCUUGGAGAGGAACCACGAGCCAUCGCUGGUUUUGGUCCGUUGGAUAUCGGAUCAGUAGUACACGGCGUUGCCUUUUUUGGAGGACAUGUAUUUUUCACUGACUCUGGGCUGAGAAAAAUAUACGAAAGCACUACAAUUUUGAUGGAUAAAAGCGUGUAUAUGGAGGGCUUCAAUUACUUGUCAGAUAUCAAGAUCGUUGAGACUAGAAAAGGACACAUCGGAGGAUGUCUGAACACGUCUCGCUGCGACUACCUCUGUCUCCCCAACCCAAAUGUCCCGAGCAAACAAACCUGUGCUUGUGCCACCGGAAUAGAACCUUUGCCUGAUGGAUCCUGCCCUGAAGUACCAAACACGUUUCUACUUGUUGCGGGACAGAACUCCCUCCGUCGUAUAGCCCUCGAUAACCCAAGUGGAGAAUACGUGGAUAUCCCUCUAUACGACUCCCUGGACGGUUAUGGUGUGAAUGCAGUGGAUUAUUUGCUUACUGCCCGGGGCGAGGGAUAUAUAUACUUUGCUGAGAUGAAAACUCCAUCUGGUGUAGCUGGGGACAACGUUUGGAGGUCUCGCAUUAGACGGCAGUGCAUGUUCGAACAAAACGGCGACGGAUCUGAGAUCAUUCACGAAGAAGACACGGGGAUUAUAGAGGACAUUGCCGUCGACUGGACCACUGGAAACGUCUACUUCACUCUUAAUGCCGUUGGCAACAGCAGAGCUGAUUCCCACGUUGCCAUGGUUUCCGGGAGAGGGGCAGGAAAUAAGGUCACCCUCGUCAACACCACUCUUCACAAACCUCGCGGAAUUGCGCUCCAUCCUCUCCAAAAUACGAUGUUUUGGACUGAUUUCGGAGACCCGCCGAAAGUGGAAACUGCGAGAAUGAACGGAAUGAGUCGAACGCCCAUCAUCACUCGAGGACAAAUGCCCUUCUCGAACCUCCUACAUCCCAAUGACGUCAUCGUCGAUCUCAACACGGACCUCGUCUACUUCUGCGACGGAGGUGCGGGGAUUAUCGGUGCCACAACGUUCCUAGGCAACGCCGGCGAGAUAAUCGUUGCCGUCGACGACAACCCGGACUUGCGUCGCUCGCAACCCACCAAACUCUUUAUAAGGAAACCGUGGUCACUAACCAUGCGGCAUUUCUCCCCUAGCGACCGAGACGACGACCCAGAGACGGAAGAGGCGGAGCUGUUUUGGUCGGACCCGGAGUUCCACCUCAUGUCGUCGGUGUCGCUCGUGACGACCGGUCGCUCGACGACGGGAAUUGAAAAGACGCACUUGAGGAAUAUUCUGGAACGAACCACGCUGUACAAACCACUCGCAGUUCAGUUUGUGUCAAUAGAUGGACACAAACCCGGAGAAAUAACCGGACUCACUACAAUGCCUUGCUCAACACACUCCUGUGAAUACCUGUGUCUCAACAUCAAUGCCACCCAUUUCCACUGUCUCUGUCCCGAUUCCGUUCCAAACUGCAGACCUAGAACGGAGCCUACUGAAAGACCGACUCGUUUAACCCCUACCACACCACCUUCUGAAACACUCCCACAACAUCCUCCUCUUCGCAACCAGGCAACUCGGGCACCUCCCCACCUCCUCCCUCGUCGACCCCGAUUCCACACGCUCUUGAACCGGAAUGAACCGGCAGGGCAGGGGCAGAAGAGCGACGGACAGGGGGGGCAGACGAUGAAACAGACUGGCAACCAGGAGGAGGAAGGUUCACUGCAGGAUCUUGGUGUUGGCGGGGAUGUGCUCGUUGUCGCGUUUGUCUUGUUCGCUGUGUUUGUGGUGGGAAUCUUGUACUUGAGUCACCGUGCGAGAAGAAAAUAUGAUCAGGUUGACAGGGCAACUAUGAUUCUCGGGUCGGAAACGCCAUUACGGCCUCUCCCCUCACCUCACCGCGCUCCCCCUAUCCUCACCUCCGCGCUCCCCCUCCUUCAUUCCUCCCAUCUCCCCAACUCACACGAAGAAAAGCAACCCUUUUCAUCUCCCCACGAAACAGUGUAACUUUAUCGCAACAAUUGCGCGUGUAGCAACACCGACCUCCAUGCCCGAUGAAAUGUGUCGCUAACGUUCGUCGGCGUAAACGAAUUGUCGAUGAGCCGGAAGUGUACCCAAUCUCACCGAAAAGAGUGAAAAAACAAACCAAAGAUCUCCACGAAAAGUAGCACUCACAAAAAGUGGGUCGCAAGAAGUCAAUCGUGUGGAUUCUAAACUCCGCCGCGAGAAAGAAAGAUUCGCACGAUUCUAAAUGUUUCGAUGGUCGGGGCGUGAAAAACCGGACUGCAGUUCGAUUCGUAUUCGAGCAGUGUCACCACUGUAUCUGCCACUAUUGAGAUCGAAAUUGAGGAUUUGGAAACAAUGGCCGCAGAGGAGGACAAACACGUGAAGAAGCCUUCUCGAUCGUGUCUGUCCUCCGAUUCCGACUCGUCGCAAGAGAAGUCUCGUCGUCGUGGCUUGAGCGUUGCUUGGGACGUCGACGGAGGCGCCCAACCUCAACCUCCUCCUCCUCCUCCCCUGCCUCCAGAGAGAGAACAACGAAAAGAAAAACUGAAACCCACCACCCAGACCACCAAAAGCAAUUAACUGCCUGUACGAAAGUGCACAGGAAAGAGGAGAGAGGAGGAAAGGGAACGGAAGUAGCCGGGAGGACGACGGCGAUUCAAAGACAGGUUCUGGACAGAUUGCACGCGAAGAGUGGUGACGUGACAUGGAACGAGGAACAGGUCCUCCCCAGACGUGAGAUAUACUAUCAGCGUUUCUAGUGAAAAAACAUGGAUUUUCCCGAGAUUCUCGAAUCGCUUUUGGUUUUUGUUUCUUUGUACAAAAUUCUAUCAUUUAACCUCAGCCAAUCAUGAAAUGUCAUUAUUAGCACAUUGUCUUAUAUACACAGUGUGAAUUGUGAUUCAAUCAAAAAGUAUAAUACACAUUCCCCUCAAUCAAGUAUUGUAUUACCAUGUAAGGGCAUCAUCAAGUAUUACAACCUGUGUGUAUAGAGCAUAGGCAACGGUUUAAACAAUGUUCGUAAUAAAUAUUGACGGAACGAUAAUAUGAUAAUCCACAUGUAGGAUAAUGACUAGGGCUAGGUUCACGAAUAUUUAUAUCGCAUUGCCAUGUUGCGUGUGCUAGUAUUAAUGAAUAUUGUAUGGGAUAGAAUUUUACAUGCAGUUGAGGGACAAUGUUCCAUACAUGUGACAAUGGUUGUAUUGGCUAUAAGGAUUCGAGGAUGUAAGAACGUCUGUAGUUCUGUGCUUCUGACGUGGUUUUACAGUUGCAGAGUAUCUCCCUAAUGUAAGGUGAGCUGGUGUAUCGCACAGAGUAGCCUAGCGACAGAAACUGGUAGAGUUUGAGCAGGGAGGUGGGGUCAGAGGUCGGGUCUUCACGGGCGGUUUGGAGUUGAAUGACGUCCAGUUCGUCACUGGCCGUGUAACGCUUCCUGAGCUGUCGGUCUGCACGCGUGGCUACGGGGUCAGUUGGAAAUUGACGGUCGCCGUUUCUUACGCUUUCACCGUCGAUUCGUUCACUUUGAAAACCAUUCGUGCUGUUCUCUAUAGAGUGACCGCCUCUUCUUAAUGAACUCCCUCCCAAAUUGCAUCUGGUG
Messenger RNA from Geodia barretti, 5784 nucleotides. Lineage: Eukaryota; Metazoa; Porifera; Demospongiae; Tetractinellida; Geodiidae. The record is from the annotation of a GenBank genome assembly.